Molecule: messenger RNA, 1053 nt
Organism: Plasmodium malariae
Lineage: Eukaryota; Apicomplexa; Aconoidasida; Haemosporida; Plasmodiidae
Product: ADP/ATP carrier protein, putative
Exons: 3
Coding region: 1-1053 (350 amino acids)
Biological process (GO): transmembrane transport
Source: RefSeq, a predicted model, not a curated record
AUGGAAAGUUAUUAUUUAAAAAAAAAAAAAAAAAUAAAAUAUAAAGAAUUAUUUAUAACAACAUUUUUAACCCAUGGAGGAUCAAAUUUAAUUUCAAAACUUAUUGUUUCACCACUGGAGAGGACUGUAAUCAUUAAACAAGUGCGACCAGUUUUCUUUAAAGGCAUUUUGCUUCAGCCUUCUUUUGCAUACUCAAACAUAAUAAGAAGCAUACACUCAAAUCAAGGCGUAACGUCCUUUUGGUGGGGAUACAAUGCAAGUAUUUUGAGUUUUUUAUCAUUCAGUUUUUUAAGAUUACUAUUUCAUGAUAGAAUAAAAUACAGCCUAUCUCUAUAUACCACUUCUAUAAGUAGUACUAAUAAUAGUAGCAAUUAUAAUUACUUUUUUGUUAAAUUUUUCUUAUUAUACACCUCAAGUUGCUUAGCUGCAACAAUAGCAUAUCCUUUAGACACCAUUCAUAAUUGCAUGCAGCUGAAUCAUGAAAUAAUUAGAAAUAAGAAACUGCAUAACAGGAGCAUUUUUCUUUUUAUAUAUGACCAAUUAUUAAAAAAAAAAAUUAAAAAUUUGUACGCGGGGUACAGCCUAUGCUUGUUCAGCUUCAUCCCGUAUUUGAUCAUAACGAUUAAGUUAAACGAACUGUUUACAAAGCAUUUUAUUGAUUUCAGUUAUCAAGUGAAAAGUUUAUCCUUAGAAAAAGAGGAACAAAAGAAUGAAUAUAACACAAAUGAGGAUUAUAAAAAAUUAUUUAAUAAGACUCCAAGUUUUUUUCCCUACAUCUUUUUGGGUGUACUAACAGGUUAUGUGGCACAGAUAGCUACAUACCCACUAGAGACUAUAAGGCGAACAUAUCAGUAUCAUGUUAUGUAUGAACAAUAUUUCCCAAAAUUAUCGAAGCAUUUUAAAAUUUUAUAUAAAGAAAAGUGCUCAAAAACGCUUAUCAACAAAAUUUCGAAUCUGUACAAAGGAUUUACAAUGCAUUCGUUUAAAUUAAUACCGGAGUAUUUCAUAUUUAGCUGUUUUUUUUACUACGUAAAAAAUAAUAUACCCAUAUAA